AAAGAUAUACAUCUAUAUAUAUAUAUAUAGAGAGAGAGAGAGAGAGAGAGAGUGAGAAGGAAGAUAAAUAGGUUUCGUGUUUAAUUGAAUGAACUAUUUUGUAUUGUUCGAAGAAAAAUUUAAGCAUUAGAAUUUGGUAUGUGGUCUGUGUGAGAUGGAUAUAUAACAGGAUAAUAGAUUCAGGCUAAAAGAAUAAUUAUCCAUACUGAUUAAUUAACAUCAGAACAGAUUCAUAUUUGACACACAAUGACGUCGUCGCCGUCAACGACAUCAAAAAUGAGCUUGAAGCUUUUAGUUGACGCAAAAUCGGAGAGAGUCCUCUUCGCCGAAGCAUCCAAAGACUUCGUCGACUUCCUCUUCAACCUCCACCGCCUGCCGAUCGGCACCGUCACGAAGCUCCUAACCAAAACCAACAUGGUGGGUUCCUUAGGCAAACUUUAUGAAAGCAUCGAGAAUCUCAACUACACAUACUUACUGCAACAGAACCAAGACAUCAAAGACAUCUUAUUGAAGCCAAAAACCCUAAUCCCUCCUGGCUUCCUCUUGCUCCCAAAUUACGAAGGGAAUAUUGAAGAUCAUCAAGAGCCUCCUAAGCUGUACAUGUGCAGGAAUAGGUGUCAGUACAGUGUGACUCUGGUUAUGAACACGCCAUGUUUGUAUUGCAGAAAUCCUAUGAACAGUGCAGUGACGUACGUGGGGAAGAAGGAGAUGGAAGUGAAAGGUUAUGGUGGGACUGAGAAGGAUGGGUUUGUGAAGGACGUGGUGACGUAUAUGGUGAUGGAUGAUCUUGUGGUUCAGCCUUUAUCUACUAUUUCAUGUAUUGCUUUGCUCAAUAAGUUCAACGUCAAAGAUGUCAGUUCACUGCAAGAAAUGGCUGUUGAGUUUGGAAUACAAGAGGGUAUGGAACUGCUUAAGGCUUCUCUACAGUGCAACAAUGCUUUGACAAGUGUUUUCCUCAAGAAUAUCAAGUUUAAGAAAGAAUCAAAUAUGAUCCUGCUUCAUUAAUGCCAAUAUACACAUGUACACACACACAUCAAAUAGUAUUGCUUACUUGAUUCCAUUUACUUGUUCUUUGUCAUGCAUGGAUAAUUAAAUAGGUAUGCUUAUCAAAUAUAAAUUUGAAUGGAUGUAAACAAAGGGGGAGUUGAACUUGUCACAUUUGUAUUCCUUAAACCCUAUACUUUGUUCUUUAAUAUGAUCUCUCUUCCUUUUA
Prosopis cineraria is the source of this 1213-nucleotide messenger RNA. RefSeq lists its product as uncharacterized. The coding region runs from base 247 to 1005 and encodes 252 amino acids. The transcript has 2 exons. The record is from RefSeq and is a predicted model, not a curated record. Lineage: Eukaryota; Viridiplantae; Streptophyta; Magnoliopsida; Fabales; Fabaceae.